This is a messenger RNA of Paraglomus occultum, 1170 nucleotides long. NCBI's taxonomy places the organism in Eukaryota, Fungi, Glomeromycota, Glomeromycetes, Paraglomerales, Paraglomeraceae. The record is from the annotation of a GenBank genome assembly.
AUGUCAGCUCACGGCGAAACGUUUCUAUUCACUUCAGAGUCAGUGGGAGAAGGACACCCUGACAAAAUGGCCGACCAAGUGUCGGAUGCCAUUUUAGACGCGUGUCUCAAAGCUGACCCGUUCUCAAAAGUUGCUUGCGAGACGGCAACAAAGACUGGUUUGGUGUUUGUUUUUGGUGAAAUAUCCACAAACGCCGUACUAGAUUACCAGAAACUCAUCCGAAACGUCAUAAAGCGUAUUGGCUAUGAUGAUUCGACAAAGGGCUUUGAUUUUCAUACGUGCAAUAUACUCGUUGCAAUCGAAGAACAGUCUCCCGAUAUUGCUCAAGGUCUUGUGAAGAAUAGCGAGAGCCUUGAAGACAUUGGCGCUGGCGACCAAGGUAUCAUGUUUGGUUAUGCCACCGAUGAGACUCCUGAAUUAAUGCCGUUGACAAUAAUGCUGGCUCAUAAACUCAACCAGAAGUUGGCUGAAUUACGUCGUAACGAGACCCUCAAAUGGUUGCGCCCAGAUACGAAGACGCAAGUUACUGUGAAAUAUAGAAAUGAACAUGGUGCUUUAAUCCCACUGGAAGUCGACACAGUUGUAGUAUCCACACAGCAUAGCCCAGACAUUGAGCUUGCGGAUCUGCAAAAGGCUAUUUUAGAACAUGUAAUCCUGCCCGUUAUACCCGCCAAAUAUCUUACAGACAGGACCAUCUAUCAUAUACAACCAUCGGGAAAGUUCAUCAUCGGUGGACCGCAGGGUGACGCAGGGCUAACAGGGAGGAAGAUUAUCGUCGAUACCUACGGCGGUCAUGGUGCACAUGGUGGCGGUGCAUUCUCAGGCAAAGAUUGGUCCAAAGUCGAUCGGUCUGCAGCUUAUACAGGCCGCUGGAUCGCCAAGUCACUAGUAGCCGCCGGCCUAGCGCGCCGCGUUCUUGUACAACUGUCCUAUGCCAUCGGGGUAGCCGAACCUCUCUCAGUCUUUGUUGAUACGUACGGCACCUCGAGCAAGUCCAAUGCUGAGCUGUUAGACAUUAUAAAGAAAAAUUGGGAUCUGCGCCCAGGAGUUAUUGUACAAGAACUUGGACUUCAUAAACCAGACGGAUGGUCCUACGAGCAGACUGCUGCGUAUGGUCAUUUCGGAAGAGACGAGUUUCCAUGGGAGAAACCUAAAACUCUCAAAUUGUAA